GUCUGCGACCAGGCCUCAUGGUUGAUCAGGACCUGAUCAACCAAGCUGUUACUGCUGUCCGCACACACUCCAUCGUACGAACCACAGCCCGGCUGGUCAGGUACCGACUUUAGGUGGCGGUGCUGGUGGUGGUGGUGCUGCUGCUGGUGGUGGUGUUGGUGGUGGUGCUGCUGCUGGUGGUGGCGGUGGUGUCACAACCUUUCCACCCAACAACAACACCAACAACGUUGUCACACUCGUGUAUUGUAACAAUGGCUGAUCCACACGCUGUUUCGCCCUCUAGAAAGACAGCGACGACCAAGAGGAAGCUUGAGAGAUAUCCUGAGGACCGAAAAGAUGUUAAAAAAAAGUCUAGGCUCUGCCCUUAUCUGGAUACCAUCAAUCGUCACAUGCUUGACUUUGAUUUUGAAAAGUUAUGCAGUGUGUCUCUUUCAAGAAUUAAUGUCUAUGCCUGCCUAGUAUGUGGGAAAUACUUUCAAGGUCGUGGACCCAAUACCCAUGCCUACACCCACAGUGUAUCGGAUGGUCACCAUGUGUACCUGAAUUUGCAGACACUUCGCUUCUACUGCCUCCCAGAUAAUUAUGAGAUCAUUGAUUCCUCGUUAAAUGACAUAAUUUUCGUGGUGAAUCCAACCUUUUCACGAGAUUAUAUUGCUCAUAAGGUGAACCAGAGCAAAAUGAGUCGAGCAUAUGAUGGCACUCUAUACUUACCAGGCAUAGUAGGUCUUAAUAAUAUUAAGGCCAAUGACUACUGCAAUGUUGUCCUUCAGGCUUUAUCGAACAUCACUCCUUUGCGGAACUACUUCCUGGACCCCAACAACUACAGUCACAUCCAUCAUGCGCCAGGCACUCAAGGACUGGCAAUGUUUCCACUUAUCAACAGAUUUGGGGAACUUGUACGCAAACUCUGGAAUCCAAGGAAUUUCAAAGCUCAUGUAUCUCCCCAUGAAAUGCUUCAGGCAGUAGUAUCAUGCAGUAAGAAGAAGUUCCAGUUUACCAUCCAGGGUGAUGCCAUACAAAUUUUGUCUUGGGUACUGAAUUCAAUGCACUUAGGCCUGAAGACUCCCAAACGGAAAAAUACCAUCAUUAAUCGCUGCUUCCGUGGAACAAUGAAUAUUUACUCUCAGAAGAUCUUGCCUGUUGAAAUUGAUGAGAAAGAAAGAAAUCGGCUCCUCCAGUCUGAAGAAUACCAGGUGAAAAUGGAGGAGAGCCCUUUUCUCUAUCUCACUUGCGACUUACCGCAGCCACCGCUCUUCAAGGAUGAAAAAAAAGAAAACAUCAUUCCACAAGUGAGCUUGUAUGUACUCCUUAGCAAGUUUGAUGGGAAAAGUGGUAAGGAGUAUCAGACCUACAAAGAGAGUAUUCUUAAGAGAUUCCAGCUUACAGGACUUCCUCCAUAUCUCAUCUUAUACCACAAAAGAUUCACAAAGAAUACAUUCUACAUUGAGAAAAACCCAACCAUUGUUAACUUUCCGGUGAAGAAUAUCGACUUGUCGGAGUAUUUAACUGAAGAGGUGAAACAGAAACACCCUGAGCCCAUAUAUGAUUUAGUGGCUAAUAUUGUGCAUGAUGGAGAGCCUGAAGCUGGCACAUAUCGAUGUCAUAUUCUGCACAAGGGAACUGGAAAGUGGUAUGAAUUACAGGAUCUACAUGUGAAAGAGAUUGAGCCUCAGAUGUUAACUCUAACUGAAUCAUACAUUCAGAUAUAUGAAAUGCAGAACUGUAUAGUAAAAUCUCAUGACAAGAAGAACACCUGAGAAAGUCAAGAUAAGGUAAAUAAAAAUAAAAUAUCAAUGAAAUUUUUACCCCAAAUUAAAUUGAAAGAUCCACUCUUAUAGGUUUAACCCUUAAACUGUCCAAACAUAAGUCUACAUUUUAAAAACCAUACCACGGGCGGGAUUGAACCCACGGUCAGAGAGUCUCAAAACUCCAGACCGUCGCGUUAGCCACUGGACCAGCUAGCCACAAUAAGAUUCGUCCAACUAGGUAUAUUUCUACACCAUAGGAAGGUUAGCAUAGGCACCACUGUGACCACAAAUGCAAGUUUUUACAGACGAAUCUCCAGCUAGCGUGGCCGUGACGAACUCUAGUUCAAGUCCCCUCAAUGCCGUCAACAUGACUCACAAAAUCGUAAUGACACGAUUGCAAACAAACCAUACCAUGGCGGGAUUGAACCCGCGGUCAGUGGCUAUCGCGACAGUCUGGAGUUUUGAGACUCUGACCGCGGGUUCAAUCCCACCCGUGGUAUGGUUUGUUUGCAAUCGUGUCAUUAUGAUCUACAUUUUCACUGCCAGCGCCCUGAAUAUUUUAGAAUUUUUUUUUUUUUAAUUAAAGAGGGUAAUUUUCUGUGUGUAAUAAGAUCCAAAAAUAAUUUUAGGAUCAGUACUUACCAAGAUAUAAGACCAUGAAGUUGGCGCUGAAUGCUCGCCUGAUGGCAACAUCGAGUCCUUCCGCUUGCAGAACUGUUGCCAAUAUACCUUGAAACAUAGUGUAAAGACAAAUGUCACCGAACUGCAGAUAGUACAACAGUGGAGUGGCACUUGAUGAGCAUGCACUCCUCCAGGGAACCCAGGCUUUAUUUGUUUUCACUGUUAUACAUAAACAUGUCUGUCUGUCUGUCUAGCUCUGCUUAUCUGUCUGUCUGUAGCUCUGCUUAUAUGUCUUUCUGUCUGCAUGUGUGUGUCUGUCUUUCCAUCUGCUUGUCUCUGUCUCAGAGAGCGGCUCGUAAACCAACAGGUAUUACACAUGAUGCAGUCACAUUUGAUUCCUGAUCAAGUUAAAAUGUGUAUUACUUGCCAGUCAUGCUUAUUAUACCUUAUAUCUACAAGCACUAUAUAGCACUUUGCCUGGAAUUUUUGGGUUAUCCUAGGUAAUUUACACUAUGUAUAAUAGCUGUACUUGUGUACCUGUGAGAGAGACAUAGACAGAGACAGGACCCGAAUGGAAAUGAAGUCACUCUGUCUGACUUUUUUUGGGUUAUCCCAGGUACUUUACACAUAUGCUGCUAUGUAUGAUAAUCUGUGUAACUGUAUUUGUGUAUACCUGAAUGAACUUACUACUUAGACAAACAUUUAUAGACAGACAAAGAUAUAGACAGAGACAGCCAGAGUCAACCAGCCAGCUAGCCAACCAGCUGGCCGAAUAUGUAUUACACAUUCCAGAAUCGUUUCUCUUUACUUAGGGCAUAGGUUAUAGGACAUUCUGGCAGGAUGACACUACCAGUGGUAUCAGAAAUGAAAGGAUGUUGCACAAAUGUUGCACAUGGGUUAUUAUCGAGGUUUUUUAUAUUUCCUCAACCACUUGUGGCCACAUCCAUCUCAAAGCCUCUAAACUCUGGGUCAACAUCACUUUCCUCUUAAAAGGGGAGUGUUAAUAGAACAUGGCAUCAGUGAAUCCCUGGUGUUUGUCACACUGUUUGCUCUAGCUGGCGCUCAGUUGAACUAGUGCUCCCACAGGAUACUAAGUGGUCCCAGAUUUUUUUAAUACUGUGCACACUGAAUGUUAAGACCCAUUCUGUACUGACCAGGCAUCUCAGGCCAAUAUGCCAAAUUUAAAGGCAGGAAAAAUAAAACAUAGCUCUAUGUUUGGAGUGCUAGCGGUACAAACGUAGAUCUAUGUUUGGACAGUUUAAGGGUUAACUGAUGUCAAAACAUUUAUUUUUUAAUAUUUUACAGGUCUGUAAAGCAAGUUUUUAUAAAAUUUGAGUUUUGUCUUAAAUAAGAGCGCAGUGAAGCAUUCUCACAUCAUCCCCUGUAGAGUUAGUUUUAAGAGGAUAGUUCAGGAUAAUUAUACUGUAAUAUGUAUAGAUAACACCUUUGAAAGAAGAGUAAUAAAUACUGUGUUAUGGUUGUGUACUGAUAGGCAAAAAUAAUUCUUUGAAUGAAAUGUUCUACCACAUUGAUUAUUAAUAACAAUAAAAGGAGUUUUACUAUUUUGUUUUAUUUUAAUUUUAUAUGGAGCAGCAAAAAAGUGAUGGAGUCAUAAAUAGGAGACUUGCAGUAUGAAAUGCAUACAGCCUCUCCUCACUUAACGACGGGGGUUCCGUUCCUAAGAGUAGGUUGGUAAGUGAAUUGGUCGUUAAGCGAAGAGCGUACUGUACUGGUAGUGGGUUUGUGUCAACCAUUUUUAGAUAUUUUUUUAAUGUCACCUUUGCACCGUUUAUAACAUUUCUAAUAUAUUUUUAACCCGUAAACGAUCCUAACGUAUAUAUACGUUUUUACCGCUAGUGCCCCAAACGUAUUUAUAUGUUUUAUGUGUCAUACAUUUUACAUUGCCACGAUAAGCCUGAGUCACCUAGACAUGAGAGAAUGGGUGUGAGCACUCACUGUGCGCCAUAUUAAAAUAAUUGGGGAUGCCUGGGUGUUACAAAAAACACGAUUCUAAAAGCUUAGAGAUCUCCAGUGAAUACUACUAGAAAGGACUAGAGAUCUCCAGUUAAUACUACUAGAAAGGACUGCCCUUCUAGCAUCCAGCCUGUUACUGGGUUUUCGUAACAAGUAGUCAGUAACCUUGUCCAAUUAUCCAUUAGAAUUCAGUAUGAUUCAAUAGUGCUUCAGGAUUACAACUGGUAGGCUACUAACUAGAGAAAUUAAAAUUUAAUAAAUUUAUUAAUAAAGUUGUCUAGGCGUAUAUCAAAUUAAAUUAAAUUAAUCACAGUAAUCAAAAUAAUAUUAAUCACUUCUCUCGAGUACAGUAGUAGUGUGCUGAAAGCACAUAUCACAUUUAUAAUUCUUAAGUACCGUCUGAUACAUUAACAUUUAAUAAGAUAUUACAAAUAUGUACAAGUUUGUGUGUAUGUGUGUAAGUGCUCUAAGUAGUUCGCUAUGUCUCACGACUCGACUAGACUUAAACAAGUGACUGACAAAGUCCUUAAAUAAACUAACUUCUUGACCAACUGGCAAUCAGAACAGUCUGCUUGAACAAUAAAAAGAAUGCUAAGCCCAAUAGCAAUAUAACAAGCAGUUGCAACACAGAAUCAGGAACAAGGAGAUAAUAUAAAGACAGCUAGUAGGGACCAUCAGCAGAUCCUCCACAAAAGUCACAAAACUCCCAUACUACUGAAUCUAAGUUCAGCAUACGAAAAUACCCGACUGUGACAGUGCACAGAUACCAGUACAAGUUAGGUCAGAAGCUACAGCUCAGGACCUGAGUUGCUCAGAGUGUCUAAGCGACACACAACCUCAGUACAACGUGGAAAAUCACUAAGUCUAUACAAUGUUUUGUGAACAGAGUUCUACAGAACUAACAAGAAUAAUGAGACAAGAGACGAUCUUCCAACAAGAGCCAAUAAGGUAGACUUAGGCUCUUCUUGUUAGAAUACGUCCAACCACCAAGCGAGUCUAGACCAGACUGAAUACUUCAGGCGAGGUGAGGACACCCCCCCCCCUCGAUCACAUGAUAGCUCCGUGGGUCGCUGCCCAGCAAGAAGCCGGCAGGGAAACAAGCAAAGAGCGAUAAUUACAGUAGUUAGACAAUCAAGACUUGAACUGAGCACAUAAUAUGUUACAUCCUACCUAACCAAAGGAAGCUAAGUCAAAUAACAAUAUAAAGCAAUACAUUUACGAUUUAGCUAUUAUCGCAAAUACAAGCAAUAUAAAAUUAUAUGAAAAGAUAAUAAUUAUAUAUAUAUACAUAAUCAUUGCAACCCAUUCAGGGGUUGCAACACUGGGUACCAUAUGCUCUUUUUUCCUAUUAAAAAACAGCAAUGUUUUUUUUUUCUCAAAAAAGUUGGGGUAGUACGGUAGUGAACGUAUAUAUACGUUUGGACCGUUUAUGGGUUAAAUGUUUGUACAGUAGUGUACUGUAUACUGUAAUAAACAGAAUAGAGGAAAUCAGCUCUAAUAUACAUUAUACUUAGGUUUGCAUGCUGGUUGGAGAACUGGUUGUAAAUCAGAGUGGUUGGUAAACAAGUGCAGUGGUCCCUCAAUUAUUGUCCUUAAUCCGUUCCUGGAAGUGGGACUAUUAUCGAAAUAGACGAUUUUCGAAUCAAUUUUCCCCAUAAGAAAUAAUGUAAAUCCAAUUAAUUCGUUCAGGACACCCAGAAGUAUCAACAGCAAUUUUUUUUUUUUUUUUACCUAAAAGAUAGAUUUACAUGCACAAAAGAAUGAACAUUCAACAUGACAGUUACCUUUAUUGAAGGCUGUUGUUGGUGAAUGGAAGACAGGGAGGAGGAGAGAGGGAAGAGAGGUUAUUGUUUGGAAGGGGAAUCCCCCUCCAUAAGGACUCUAGGUCACUUCAGGGGUCAUUUCCCUAGCAUAAAUAUAGAUUUACAUGCAGAAAAGAAUGCCAAAUAAAUGUAAAGCACUAAUAAAAUGUAUAAAUGAACAUUGGUAAUAAGGGUAGUUGAUGAGUGGAACGGUCUGCCUAGUAGGGUGAUCGAAGCUAAAACAUUGGGUAGUUUCAAAUUUAGGUUGGAUAAAUACAUGAGUGAGAGGGGUUGGAUUUGAGUCUGACUUGCACCUGAGCUUAUUGCUUGGGUAGCAUUUGUUCUGUUAGUGAGUUGGAUUUUUGAAGGACCGGCCUAGUAUGGACCAGCAGGCCUACUGCAGUGUUCCUUUUUUCUUAUGUUCUUAUUGAAGACUUGUUUGUGUGAGAGAGGGAUGGUAAGUUUAUUGUUGGAGAAUAUGACAGUAAUAUCAACUCUACAGCUUAUUUAUCUAAUCACACUUCAACUAAUAUGACAUAAUAAACAAUAUUAAUAACAUAGAAACAUGGAAUAUACUCUAGAAUGAAUAAAAUAAGUCAUUACGUAUGUCACGAGAGGUGUUGUGUUGUGUUGUUGUUGGGUAUAUAAGGGCCACUGAGAAUAAGCCGUCCAUAAUGGUGGUGAAGCAGCAGCUGAGGCGGCGGUGUUUUCUGUGGCCCUAUAUAACUCCAACAACAUCGGAGGAGUUGGUAGAAUCGCUGAAUCACUAAAGAAGGAACCCUCUACCACCAUCACUAUGACCUUCUACCACUAUUACAACUGUUACCACCAUCACUACUACCUUCUACCACCAUCAACCACUAUCACAACUGCUUCCACUCUCCCACCACCACCUUUCUAUUUUUCUACAAACUUUUUCAUAAAUUAUAUGUGUUUCUCACAUUCUUUACCAAAGGGCUGGCACUAGAAGCUUUCUUUGGAGCCAUGGUAGCUUAUUUAGCACUUGCAAGUACUAAAAUCAAUGGAAUAUUAUGAAAUAUUUCGUAGGAGCAAGUGAGGGGACCGUCACUCACUGGCUGGGAAGGCAAGCCCAGGCGGCUCAGAGCGUGAGUACGCGUCCCAGACGCAGGACGAUUAGCGAGUUAAUGGACCAUUUGCGAGCCAGUGUUUAGACGAAAUAAUGGGACUAUUUCCGAAAUGGACGAUUUUCAGGCCGGACGAUUAUUGAGGGACCACUGUACGUUGCUAAGUGAGGAGAAGCUGUAUUAAUCAGACUUGGAAUUAGUAAACGGCAUAAAUAUUUCACUAUUAGCAGCCAGUGUAUUAACCCUUUGACUGUCGCGGCCGUAUAUAUACGUCUUACCAGGUACCGUGUUUGACGUAUUUUUUUUUUUUUUAACAAGUUGGCCAUCUCCCACCGAGGCAGGGUGACCCAAAAAAGAAAGAAGAUCCCCAAAAAGAAAAUGCUUUCAUCAUCAUUCAACACUUUCACCACACUCACACAUAAUCACUGUUUUUGCAGAGGUGCUCAGAAUACAACAGUUUAGAAGCAUAUACGUAUAAAGAUACACAACAUAUCCCUCCAAACUGCCAAUAUCCCAAACCCCUCCUUUAAAGUGCAGGCAUUGUACUUCCCAUUUCCAGGACUCAAGUCCGACUAUAUUCUAGCGGCUUCAAAUCAAGCAGGAGAAAGCUGGUAGGCCCACAUGUGAGAGAAUGGGUCUGUGUGGUCAGUGUGCACCAUAUAAAAAAAAUCCUGGAGCACACAGUGCAUAAUGAGAAAAAAAAAACUCCGACCGUUUUUUUUAAUUAAAAUGCCGACUUUGUGGUCUAUUUUCGUAUAGUUUUUAUGGUUGUAUUCUCGUUUUCUUUGUCUCUUUUGAUAGAAUGGAAAACAUAUUAUAGAAAUAGAGGUGAUUUUGAUUGAUUUUACUAUAAAAAGAACCUAGAAAUGGAGCUCAAAGUAGGGGAAAUGUUUGAUUUUUGCUAAUGUUCAAAAGUAAACAAAUGAUGCCAUUGUCCAAUAAAUGUCCAACUAGCCAUUCUAAUAUGCAGUCAUGAAUGGGUUGAUGUUAUUUAUACAAUUAUUACAGUAUUGCAGUAGUCUGCAUAAUAGUAAGUCUUCUAUUUUUUGUUUGAAUAAAAAUUCAAAAUAGAAAGCAAGAGUAAUAUCAGAGGGACCUAGAGACAUGACUGAUGAGCAAAGAAAAUGUUAUUUUAGAGCCAGGAAUGUCUGCAUUGUUCAUUCUGGACCUUAUUUUGAAAUUGUCAUAUUUUUUAGUUUUCGUGAAAUUGGCCAAAUUGCAAAUUUUUGACUACAUUAUUAGGUAGUUGAAAUCAGUAAAUGGGCAGUUUCUUGUACUCAAUCGAUAGAAAAAAUGGAGUUCUAAAGAAAUAGCUAUGAGUUUGGGUGACUGGCACAAUGGAAUUAGCCGAAAAUAGGGCUCAAAGUGGGCGAAAUCGCCGAUUUGUAAACAGCGCCGAGGUCGCUAACUUUGCGAGAGCAUAAUUCCGUCAGUUUUCCAUCAAAUUUCGUUUUUUUGGUGUCAUUACAAUCGGGAAAAGAUUCUCUAUCAUUUCAUAAUUUUUUUUUUUUUUUUUUUAAAUUUUGCGACACCAGGAGACACCACAGGAUUGGGGAUUGUGACAGUCAAAGGGUUAAUUUACAUUAUAUGCCCUUUAAUAUUUUAUUAUGUACUUUAUUAUCAUACAUAUGCUGAAUUUAGCCAUGUGUGUCAUAUGCAGCAACUCAAGUGCCAGGAACAAAGGGAUGGCAGCCCCUUCUCCUACAUAAAUUACCAUGUUUAACCCUUUCACCGUCGGUGUUGUAUUAGAAUGGCUUACAAGCCAGUGUUUGCGCCAUAUUAAUACACCAAAAUUCUAGCGGCUUCAAAUCUAGCAGGAGAAAGCUGGUAGACCUACAUGUGAGAGAAUGGGUCUGUGUAGUCAGUGUGCAUAGUAUAAAAAAAAAUCCUGCAGCAUGCAGUACAUAAGAAAAAAACCUCCGACGGUGUUUUUGGUUUAAAACACCAACUUUGAGGUGUAUUUUGGAAGGUAUUUAUGGUUGUGGUUAGUGUGCGCAAUAUAAAAAAAUCCUGCAGCACACAGUGCAUAAUGAGAAAAAAAAACUCCGACCAUGUUUUUGGUUUAAAAUGCUGACUUUGAGGUGUAUUUUCAUAUGGUAUUUAUGGUUAUAUUCUUGUUUUCUUGGUGUCAUUUGAUAGAAUGGAAGAUAUAUUACAGAAAUAGAGAUGAUUUUCAUUGGUUUCACAAUGAAAAGUACCUUGAAAUUGAGCUCGAAGUAGUGGAAAUGUUCGAGUUUUGCCCAUGUUCAAGAGUAAGGAAAUGUCAUCACUGUCCAAUACGUGUCCAACUGGCCAGUCUGAUACGCAGACACAAAUGGGUUGGCAUUAUUUAUACAAUUAUUACAAUAAUGCAGUAGUCACCAUAACAGUAAAUCUGCUAUUUUUUGUGUUAAUAAAAAUUAAAAAUGGAAAGCAAGAGUAAUAUAAGAGGGGCCUGAAGAUGUGACUAAUGAACAGAGAAAAUGUUAUUUUAGUGUCAGGAAUGUCUGCUAUUUUGAAACUGGCAUCUUUUGAAAUUUGUGUGAAAUUGGCCAAAUUGCCAAUUUCUGACCACUUUAUUAGGUAGUUAAAAUUGGUUAAUGGGCAGUUUCUUGUACUCAGUCGGUAGACCAAAUAGAGUUCUAGCAAAAUAGCUAUGAGUUUGGUCGACUGGAACAAUGAAAUUGGCUGAAAAUAGGGCUCAAAGUGGGCGAAAUCACUGAUGCAUGUAUAUUGCCGAGACUGCAAACUUCACAAGAGUGUAAUUCCAUAAGUUUUCCAUCAAAUUUUGUGCUUUUGGUGUCAUUACUGUUGGAAAAAGAUUAUCUUAUCAUUUCACAAGAAUUUUUUUUUUUUUUUUUUUUUUUUUUGAUAAGUCUUUGACACUGAGAGCAAGUUUGUGAGCAGGAGUCUUGAGAGUUAAAGGGUUAAAAAGAAGAAAAAAGGUACUGAAUUUACUAUUUACUGCUACCUGCAAAAAUGAAAGAGAAGCUGUGGGUCAGGGAAGAAGAGAGAGAAAAAGGUAAAAAGGCCAUUUAAAAUAUUAACCUCUAAACGGCCUAAACGUAUAUAUACGUUCUCUCCCCCAGUGCCCCGAAUAUUUUGAAAAAUAAUUUUUUUUUUUUCAUUGAAAUAAAGAGAAAAAAUUUCUAAGUGUUAUAGGAUUAAUAUAAAAAAUUAGGGUCAGUACUUACCGAGAUAUGAGGCUGCAAAGUUGGCACUUAAUGCUCACCUGAUGGCAACAUCGAGUCCUGCUGCUUGAGGACGUGUUGCCAAUAUACCAUUUUUUCUCAUUUCUAUAUUAUUUUAUAUAAUUUUUAUGUUCUGAUAAUGACAAUUUAUUGUAGUUCUUGGCAUUUCAUAACCAAUUUUUGUUCUGACACUAAUAUUAGCUACUGAAAUUGUACUCAAAUUGUCACAAACACAUUGACAGGUGGACAUUUACACCUGCCUUGGUCAUUUACUAUUGUCUAGGAAUAUAUACAAGUAUUUAUAGGUCCCAGCAAUGUUUUGGAUACACGGGAGUAUAGAGGAAGAAGGAAGUAGGAGGAGGAAGAAGGAAGAAGUAUAAUUGUACAGUGGACCCCCGCAUAACGAUCACCUCCGAAUGCUACCAAUUAUGUAAGUGUAUUUAUGUAAGUGCGUUUGUACGUGUAUGUUUGGGGGUCUGAAAUGGACUAAUCUACUUCACAAUAUUCCUUAUGGGAACAAAUUCGGUCAGUACUGGCACCUGAACAUACUUCUGGAGUGAAAAAAUAUCGUUAACCGGGGGUCCACUGUAUUUGUGUGUAUCUGUGAGACAGAAAAAGAGAUAGAGAAAGAUAGACAGAGACAGAGAUAUAGAUAGAUAGAUAGACAUACCCUAAACUUGGGGUUAACAUCAUUUUCCUCUUAAAAGGGGAGUGUUAAUAUAUUACAUCAGUGAAUCCUUGGUGUUUGCCGCACUGUUUGCUUGAGCUGGCGCUCAGUUUAACUGGCACUCCCACAAGGUACUAAGAGGUACCAGAUUUUUUAAAUAUGGUGCACACCGAGUGUUAAGACCCAUUCUUUGCUGACCAGGCAUUUCAGGCCAAUCGUGCCAAAUUUGGAGGCAGGAAAAUUAAAACAUAUACGUUUGGGGCGCUAGUGGUAAGAACGUAUAUACAUGUAUAUGUUUGGACUGUUUAGGGGAUAAAUUUGUCCCUACUUUCACCUGCUAACAUUCUGUGGUCUCUACACACUUGUGGGUUUCCUGAUUUGCAGAAUUUGAUUAUCCAACAUUUUUUACCAAGGGAAACCUCUGAAUGGAUUUGAUUAUUCUUGGGUUUUCAAGGGUAAUGAAAAUCUGAAGGAAAUUCAAAUCUAACUCUGCAGUUCAUCUGUUAUAUAUAUAUCACAAUAUUUUUUUUUUUAUUUUCACUAAUUUAACUGUUCAAACGUAGAUCUAUAUUCACACGCCCAGCUCUCCAAAUAUUUUGAAAAAAAAAAAAAAAAUUAAACGAAGAGAACAUUUUUUACAUAAAGUAAUGUAAAAAAAAAAAUUCUAGAGUCAGUACUUACCACCACAAAGUCAGCACUUGUCGCUCACCUGACGCUUGUCGCUCACCUGACGCUUGUUGCUCACCUGAUAACAUGAAGUGCUGCAGAUGCAUUGCGAUAUACCUUUUUUCUCAUUUGUUUUUAUUUGUAUAAUUUUUAUGUUCUGAUAAUCACAAUUUGUAGGAGUUCUUGUGAUUUCAUAGUUAAUCUUUGUUCUGACACUAAUAGUAGGUACUGAAAUAGUACUCAAAUAGUCAUAAGCACAGUGACAGGUGAACAUUUUCACCUACCUAAGUCACAUACUAUUGUCUAGAAAUAUAGACAUAGUAUUUAUAGGUCCCAGCAAUGUUUUGGAUACAUGGAAGUAUAUAAUUAAUAAUAAUAAGUUCCCUUGAAGCAUGAUGUAAGACAUAUGUCACUCUCUUAUCUUAUCACUCUACUGCUGACAGUGGUGACAUUUGAUGAGCUAUCUUAUCUUAUCUUAUCACUCGACUAAUGACAGUGGUGACAUUUGAUGAGCUCACACUGCCUUGCUUUAUUUGUUUUCACUGUUACACAUAAACAUUGUCUGUCUGUCUCUCUGUCUGUUUGUUUGUCUAUCUGUCUGUCUAGCUUUCUGUCUCUGUCUGGCUAGCUCUCUGUCUGCCUGCCUGUGUGCCUAUCUUUCUGUCUGCCUCUGUGUGUCUUUCUGUCUGCUUGUCUCUCUUGUCUCAGAGAGGUGCUCAUGAACCAACUGGUAUUACACACGAUCACUAUCUACAAGCACAGUAUAGCACUUUGUCUGCAUUUUUUGAGUUAUCCUAGGUAAUUUACACUAUGUAUAAUUAUAUUAAUGUAUGUGUUCCUGUGAGAUAGGGACAGAGAUAGAGACAAAGAGAUAGACAGAGAUAGACACAGACAGACAGACAGAGAUAGAGACAGCCAAUCAACCAGCCACUGGUCAGCCAGGUGGCUGCCAGCUGCCAGCCAGUCAGCCUGCUGAAUGCGUAUUAUAUGUUCAAGAUAGUUUCUUUUUACUUAGGGCCUAGGUUAUAGGACAUUCUGGCAAGAUGACACUAACAGAGUACCAAACUUGAAAGGGUGUUGCACAAAUGUUGCACAUGGGUUAUUAUGGAAGUUUUUGAUAUUUCCGUGACCACUUGUGGCCACAUCCACCUCAAAGCCACUAAAUUUGGGGUCAACAUCACUUUCCUCUUAAAAGGGGAGUGUUAAUACGACAUGGCAUCAGUGAAUCCUUGGUGUUUGCCAUGCUGUUUGCUCUAGCUAGUGCCCAAUUGAACUGGUGCUCCCACAAGGCACUAAGUGGUCCCAGAAUUUUUUUAAUACUGCUCACACCGAGGGCUAAGGCCCAUUCUAUGCUGACCAGGCAUCUUAGGCCAAUCAUGCCAAAGCUUCCACGUGUGGCCUGAGUGCACCUCAGUUGUCCCGUGGGUGCCAGUGUUUACAAGCCAGCCAGUGCGGCUGUAUCCACGCAUACAAUCGGAACAUUUCAUAUUAUCACAUCAUUUUUAGUGAUUGUACCUGCAAAAUAAGUCACCAUGGGCCUCAAGAAAGCUUCUAGUACCAACCCUGUGAUAAAAAGGGUGAGAAUUAGUAUGGAAAUUAAGAAAGAUUUUGAAGGGUUUGGGGCUAACCCUGAGAUGCCUAUGCCAGUUGUGGAAUCCAUUGUGCCUACUUCAAAGAUUAUGGAUGAAAAUCACCCUAACACAGCUAUUGCAAGCCAUGCUGGUGACUAUUACAAUGACAAUGUUGUGGCCCAUUUUAGGCAAACCUUAAAGGAAUGGGAGGUACAGACCUCUACAGACUGAUUUGUUGUGUGACAGAGGUCCAGUGACUCUCAAGCUGGUCCUAGUGGCAUUAAAAGAAGAAGGGAAGUAACCCUGGAAAAGGACUUGAUACCUCAAGUUCUAAUGGAAGGGGAUUCCCCUUCUAAACAUUAACAACUUCCACACUCUCCCCUUCUCCCAUCCCAUCAAUCAUCACCAGAUCUUCAAUAAAGUGUCAGUUUGUGUGUAUUAAAAUUAAUAUUUCAUGUGGUAAAUUUUUUUUUUUUCAUACUUUGGGGUGUCUUGCACGGAUUAAUUUUAUUUCCAUUAUUUCUCAUGGGGAAAAUGAAUUCAGCUAACGAUAAUUUCAGCUAACGACGAGCUUUCAGGAACGGAUUAAUAUCGUUAGCUGAGGGUCCACUGUAAGUGUAUUUUUGUAAGUGUAUUUUUGGGGGUCUGAAACGGACUAAUCUAAGUUACAUUAUUCCUUAUGGGAACAAAUUCAUUCGGUAACGGCACUCAAACAGCUUUCUGGAACGAAUUAAGGCCGAUAUUCAGGGUUCCACUGUAUCUGUUAUAUCACAUGUUCAACUCAGCUUGUUUAGAAACUCCAUUCAAAUCAAAGGCCCUAAAAUCUGGAACUCUGUACCAGAAGAUGAAAAAAGUUGCUAUUUGCCAGCUGCUUCAUAAAUAUUAUUAAAAAGCCCCUCCUGAAUCCAAGUUAAAAUCUACAUAGACUUAUUAUAUUAAAAUCCAAUUUGUUAAUAGCAACCUGUUUAUCAAAAUUAAAUCAGCAUGCAUACCCAUGUUCCUACUGUUGCCACUAUAACCAGUAUUUUACUUCAUCUUAGUAUUGACUCUUACAGAUAUGCCAAAGUGAUAUAUAAGAUGUUAAAAUUUCAUAUACAGCCUCUCCUCACUUAACGAUGGAGUUCCUUUUCUAAGAUCGCAUCAGUUAACGAAUUUGUCACUAAGCAAGGAGCAAACUGUAAUGGUAGUGGGUUUGUGUCAACCAUCUUUUAUAUUGUUUUAAUGUCACUUUUGCACCAUUUAUAACAUUUUUAGUAUAUUUUUGAAUGUUUAUACAGUAGUGUAAUGUUUACCAUAAAUGGAAUAGAGGAAAUCAGCUCUAAUAUACGUUAUUUAGGUAUGCAUACUGGUCAGAGAGCCCGUCGUAAGUCCGAGUCAUCAGUAAAUGAGUACGUAGCUAAGUGAGGAGAGGCUGUUCUGUUAUCCAUAGCAUUCUAAUAAUGCAACCCAUAUUGUCCAGCAGUUAUUAGCUAAAUUUAAGGAUGCAUAACCAGGCUUUCUGUUCAUUCUGUAAAGUAUGUCACCUUGUCUUAUAACAAUUGUAUACCGUACUUUAUGGGAAUAAAGAUUUUUGUUUUCA
This is a messenger RNA of Cherax quadricarinatus, 14883 nucleotides long. It is a transcript of the gene Usp39, whose product is annotated as ubiquitin specific protease 39. Gene Ontology annotation, biological process: protein deubiquitination; spliceosomal complex assembly; mRNA processing. Gene Ontology annotation, molecular function: cysteine-type deubiquitinase activity; zinc ion binding. Lineage: Eukaryota; Metazoa; Arthropoda; Malacostraca; Decapoda; Parastacidae. The record is from RefSeq and is a predicted model, not a curated record.